This is a messenger RNA of Penaeus indicus, 1068 nucleotides long. RefSeq names its product octapeptide-repeat protein T2-like. NCBI's taxonomy places the organism in Eukaryota, Metazoa, Arthropoda, Malacostraca, Decapoda, Penaeidae. The transcript is spliced from 2 exons. The annotation marks the transcript as partial. The record is from RefSeq and is a predicted model, not a curated record.
GAGAGAGAGAGAGAGAGAGAGAGAGAGAGAGAGAGAGAGAGAGAGAGAGAGAGAGAGAGAGAGAGAGAGAGAGAGAGAGAGAGAGAGAGAGAGAGAGAGAGAGAGAGAGAGAGAGAGAGAGAGAGAGAGAGAGAGAGAGAGAGAGAGAGAGAGAGAGAGAGAGAGAGAGAGAGAGAGAGAGAGAGAGAGAGAGAGAGAGAGAGAGAGAGAGAGAGAGAGAGAGAGAGAGAGAGAGAGAGAGAGAGAGAGAGAGAGAGAGAGAGAGAGAGAGAGAGAGAGAGAGAGAGAGAGAGAGAGAGAGAGAGAGAGAGAGAGAGAGAGAGAGAGAGAGAGAGAGAGAGAGAGAGAGAGAGAGAGAGAGAGAGAGAGAGAGAGAGAGAGAGAGAGAGAGAGAGAGAGAGAGAGAGAGAGAGAGAGAGAGAGAGAGAGAGAGAGAGAGAGAGAGAGAGAGAGAGAGAGAGAGAGAGAGAGAGAGAGAGAGAGAGAGAGAGAGAGAGAGAGAGAGAGAGAGAGAGAGAGAGAGAGAGAGAGAGAGAGAGAGAGAGAGAGAGAGAGAGAGAGAGAGAGAGAGAGAGAGAGAGAGAGAGAGAGAGAGAGAGAGAGAGAGAGAGAGAGAGAGAGAGAGAGAGAGAGAGAGAGAGAGAGAGAGAGAGAGAGAGAGAGAGAGAGAGAGAGAGAGAGAGAGAGAGAGAGAGAGAGAGAGAGAGAGAGAGAGAGAGAGAGAGAGAGAGAGAGAGAGAGAGAGAGAGAGAGAGAGAGAGAGAGAGAGAGAGAGAGAGAGAGAGAGAGAGAGAGAGAGAGAGAGAGAGAGAGAGAGAGAGAGAGAGAGAGAGAGAGAGAGAGAGAGAGAGAGAGAGAGAGAGAGAGAGAGAGAGAGAGAGAGAGAGAGAGAGAGAGAGAGAGAGAGAGAGAGAGAGAGAGGAUGAUCAGAUGUCAAAGGUGUCUGGCGUCCAGCUUCUCUCGGCGACAGAUUGUGCGUGUCAUACCUCACCAUGCCCCGGGGCCUCGACUCAAGAUGCCCAGCUGAUUGGAGAUGUCCAUCAGCUAAGUGCGCAGAUAAAGAGGUAA